This is a messenger RNA of Lachancea sp. 'fantastica', 1917 nucleotides long. NCBI's taxonomy places the organism in Eukaryota, Fungi, Ascomycota, Saccharomycetes, Saccharomycetales, Saccharomycetaceae. The record is from the annotation of a GenBank genome assembly.
AUGCUGUCAUUGAAAAACUUGAGGGCAGUAACAACCAGAAGACUGUUUAACAGCACCAGUCGAGCGCUACGUGCUGUGGGCACGUCGCAACAUGUGGAUGGAUCUGAUGCUGGUGCGUCUUUUGGCGGGAAAUACCAGGUUGUGGACCACGAAUACGACUGUGUGGUGGUGGGUGCCGGAGGUGCCGGUUUGAGAGCAGCUUUCGGACUGGCAGAAGCCGGUUACAAGACUGCGUGUAUCUCAAAGCUUUUCCCUACCAGAUCGCAUACGGUUGCAGCUCAAGGUGGUAUCAACGCCGCUCUGGGCAACAUGCACAAGGACGACUGGAAAUGGCACAUGUACGACACCGUCAAGGGGUCCGAUUGGCUGGGAGACCAGGAUUCGAUCCACUACAUGACCCGUGAAGCCUCAGACUCUAUCAUCGAGCUGGAGCAUUUUGGUGUGCCCUUCUCCAGAACCGAAGAAGGCCGUAUUUACCAACGUGCAUUCGGUGGACAAACCAAGGAAAACGGGAAAGGUGGUCAGGCAUACAGAACAUGUGCUGUGGCCGACCGUACCGGUCAUGCGCUUCUUCACACCCUUUACGGUCAGGCUUUGAAGCACAACACGCAUUUCUUUAUCGAAUACUUCGCCAUGGACUUGCUGGUCCACAACGGUGAAGUCGUUGGUGUCAUUGCCUACAACCAAGAAGACGGUACCAUCCAUAGAUUCAGAGCCCACAAGACUGUCAUAGCAACUGGUGGCUAUGGUCGUACUUACUUCUCCUGUACUUCAGCUCACACCUGUACCGGUGACGGUAAUGCCAUGGUGUCUAGAGCCGGCUUUCCAUUGCAGGACUUGGAAUUUAUCCAAUUCCACCCAUCCGGUAUCUACGGUUCCGGUUGUUUGAUCACUGAAGGUGCUCGUGGUGAAGGUGGUUUCUUGGUCAACUCCGAAGGUGAAAGAUUUAUGGAACGUUACGCUCCAACAGCCAAGGAUUUGGCCUGUAGAGAUGUUGUCUCUCGUUCUAUCACUAUGGAAAUCCGUGAAGGCAGAGGUGUCGGUCCAGAAAAGGACCAUAUGUUCUUGCAAUUGAGCCAUCUUCCAGCCAGUGUGUUGAAAGAAAGAUUGCCAGGUAUUUCCGAAACCGCUGCCAUUUUUGCAGGUGUCGAUGUUACAAAGGAGCCAAUUCCAAUUCUACCAACCGUUCACUACAACAUGGGUGGUAUUCCUACCAAAUGGUCCGGUGAGGCCUUGACUGUUGAUGAGGAAGGUAAUGAUAAGGUCAUUCCAGGUUUGAUGGCAUGUGGUGAAGCAGCUUGUGUUUCCGUUCACGGUGCCAACAGACUAGGUGCCAACUCGUUGUUGGAUUUAGUCGUUUUCGGUCGUGCCGUUGCUCACUCCGUCGCCGACUCUCUACAACCCGGUCUACCUCACAAACCUGUUCCUGCUGAUCUUGGUAAAGAUUCCAUUGCCAACUUGGACCAAAUCAGAAACGCUUCCGGCUCCAAGCCAACUUCAGAAAUCAGAUUGGCUAUGCAAAAGGCCAUGCAAGCUGAUGUUUCCGUGUUCAGAACUCAAGAGUCUCUAGAUGAAGGUGUCAAAAAUAUCACUGCCAUUGACAAGUCUUUCGCCGAUGUCGGCACAAGCGACAGAUCUGUGAUCUGGAACUCCGACAUGGUAGAAACUUUGGAACUACAGAACUUGUUGACCAAUGCCGUUCAAACUGCUGUUUCUGCCUCCAACAGAAAGGAAUCGCGUGGUGCUCACUCUAGAGAAGACUACCCAGACAGAGACGACGAAAACUGGAUGAAGCAUUCUUUGUCGUGGCAAAAGGACCCUCAAGGAAAUGUGGAAUUGGGUUACAGAAACGUCAUAAGCACAACUUUGGACGAAAAUGAAUGUCCGUCUGUCCCACCAACUGUGAGAGCCUACUAA